Alternaria atra is the source of this 2874-nucleotide messenger RNA. RefSeq lists its product as uncharacterized. The record is from RefSeq and is a predicted model, not a curated record. Lineage: Eukaryota; Fungi; Ascomycota; Dothideomycetes; Pleosporales; Pleosporaceae. Bases 1 to 2874 code for a protein of 957 amino acids. The transcript has a single exon.
AUGGAACUGAAAUUCGACCCAGAUCCCAUAUCGCAAGAGCAGGAUCCAAGCAUCCUCGAAUGGGCGCGAGCGCAACGUGCCUGCGUAGAUUACGAGACUGAGCUGCUGUAUACUGGCAAUUUCCUGGUGCCAUCAAACGAUGAUUUUGAUCGAUAUCUUCACGAUCCCUCUAAUGCGACCAUCAUUAGUGCCGUCAGCGCACUUAUCAAGGAACGACUUGCAGUGGACAAGAACGCUGCACUACUCCUCAAGGCAGUACAUUCCCUUAGAGAAGUGCCUACAACCGACCCGUCAGCGACUAGCAGCCAAAUGUGGAUACGUGGUCUGAAGCAAGAGCUGCCGGUAUUGCAAUCGGACCAUCAGCUCGAUUUGCUGAGCUUCGGUAAUUUAGCUGUGCCUGACUUCAAAACCUUGCAAAUCCCUUCCGAGGUUACUGUAGAGCAGAACGACGAAGGCUUCGGAUGGCCAACCAAGUACUUCUCCUAUCCUGCACAGUGCGACGCGCAAGUCAAAGCCGAGAAACUCGCUGUCACGAGGGAAGUGUUGGCUUAUCUGCAGGAAGCUAUUCGAGAUGCGUAUAUACCGGAAGAUGGCGAAAAGAUCGAAGCAGAAGGCAUGAUACGAAAACAGGUAGGCAAAGCUCUUGUUAGUAUCCGUUUACUAACUAUGCAGAAAUCGAUCGUCCGGCCUGUCACACCACCAUUGCUCCCACUAUCGCCGCCAGUGACACCUUAUAUUCCAUCCUCACCUGCAAAUCGUCUGCCACUAGCUUCAUAUAGUAGCGACUCGGUCACUGUUGAGGCGCAAGCUUUGCACGACCAGAUCAUGGCGGCGGAUUCUCUGCUUCGCAAGGACUCUGAUAGCAGCGACUCAAUGUUACUCGAUAUCACUAACCCACCCAAUUUCGAUACUGUCUUCGAAGUAUCCACCUUACUCACACUGAAGCGCCGAGCCGAAGAUCUCAAGGUGGAAGGUCCGCUCACGCCACCAAUGUUUUCCACUUCGCCCAUGAGAAAGCUGAAAACUGUGUCUUUCGCAGACACUCUACAUGAGUACAUUCCCUACGAACCAUGGGGUCAAGAUCUAGUGACUGGUGAGGGAAACAAAUCCGGUAUCGAGUCCGACGAGUUCUUUCAAGAAAUCGAGGCCUUGGCGGAGCAAGCGAGGAGGGGAAUCGACCGUGAGCGAUUAUCAGGCGCCGACACGAUUGCGAGAGUGAAUAUUCCUGAAGUUGACUUCUCGCUACCCAUUGCACCAUGGAAUGAGUACAAUCAGCAGAAGGGUGGCAAACAUCGGCCUGGUGGUUCAGAGCUUCAAGCCCAGAUGAAUUUCAUCUCGCGGAUCAAGCGCGAAGACCUAAAGUCGGCGACGUCGUGGCAUGGGCUUUCGGUUCUGGAAAGAGAGUUAAAGUGGGGCUUUCUCAAUACCAAGGUGUCUACUCCAAGCCUCCAAGAGAAGCUUCAUGGCGAGUCUGAAAUGACUAAGAUCAUCACUGAAGCAGAGACCAGUGACUUUGCGACCAGCUCUGCACAGGUAUGGAAGCGUGAAGGUUUGCGUAUUCUUGAUGAAGACGAGAACGAGGAAGAGUUGGAUCCGGAGGAAGACAACGAGCGGUGGGACAUGGAAGCCCUGAUACGCAAGCGAAAGUUAGAAAUGGAAGAAGAGAUGGAAGAAAAGCAUCGAAAGCGGACAUCCGCGCAGAAGUCUGGACACCUACAGAUCCAGCCGCUUAGAGUGAUGCAACAGAGUCAUCAUUUUGAAGGACAAGGACCAGUUCCGAUCUCAACGAUCCGAUCGAAGACGAUGAAUCAUGCCUCUCAGAGACCGCAAGCGCCCAAGGAUGCGAGUGGCGAUCUAAUUUUUGGUGGAUUCUCAGCGUCAACCGCUCUUCAUAAGUUCAUGAAGACGCGGGGAAAGCCCGUAGACCCCGCGAAGGUCAGUACGAGCGAGGCGCCGGAUUUGAAGGGAUAUGCUCGAUCAAGGCAAUCUUCGCACCGGCCAGCGACUCAGGACCAGCAGGCGCAAACGGUCAAUAAGCCACUGCCCACACUGCCCGCCGUUCCAAGCAAUCUAGCGCCUUGCUCUUUCGUGAUAUCGUCGACCUUCCUCCAGCAGCGAAGAAUGCUGAAACAGAUCGAACAAACUUACCCAAAAGCAGAGAUGGUGUAUCGGGACUACACGCUACCGCAUUCAGUAGCCAGAGAAGCCGACAUUAUACUCUCGCCAUCCACAGGACUGAUCUUUACCACUUUACAGCAGGUCAAACAAAGAGCUCUCCCCGGCCAGCCAGAUAGAUCACCAGUGAACGAACGUAUGAUGACUCUUCAAUUACGGUACGAGAGACUGGUGGUCCUAGUGGGCGAAGGCCUAAGCCGUGAAAUGGAAGAGCUGGGAUCAAGUCGGCCGGAUGACCCACGCGAUACAGAGGCACUAAAGGCUUUUGAGGAAUUUGCUAGUAAACUGGAGGGUGAUGUGGUCGUUCGGUAUGUUCGUGGAGGGGAAAAGGCUCUCGCACGCUCCACGGUGGUGGAGAUGGUAAACUAUGGACUGCCACACGGCUCUGUGGACAUUGGCGACAUCAAGCCUAUUGCUCAGGAGACAAGCUGGGAAGUCUUUCUUCGUCGAGUAGGAUUCAACCCAUUCGCUGCUCAGGCGAUCGUGGCGUGGCUCCAAAAGCCCUUGAAUGUGCCGGUAGUUCCUACUCAUCACGCGAAAACCGUGUUAGCCAUCGGUCUACCGCGCUUCAUACUGAUGGAUAGGGAAGAGAGGAUACGUUCGUUCCAGGCACUAAUGGGUGGAAGUAGGGUUCUCAUUACGGCUAGCAAAUUGAUGGAUCAAGCAUGGGUCAGCGCUGUGCAUGGGUUCAGGAUGUGA